Sesamum indicum (sesame) is the source of this 2777-nucleotide messenger RNA. The record is from RefSeq and is a predicted model, not a curated record. NCBI's taxonomy places the organism in Eukaryota, Viridiplantae, Streptophyta, Magnoliopsida, Lamiales, Pedaliaceae.
UCUACUCCAUUUAUUGUUUCUGUAUAUAUACAAUGUUUUAAGAUUACACAGUCCUUUACUGUAGAAGUUCAUGUUUUUAAUUUCUUUCUUUGUUCUGUCACGGAUAUUUGACCAAGAAAUUGAUGAUUUGGUGAAUUCAGAUGUUUUUAAAUCUGAAUUUCUGCCUGAAUGAACGCGCACACAAAAGGGUUUAGCAGUUUAUAAUAUUGUUAGAUAUCGCCUAGCGCGAAGUAUUCCUUCGAGAAAGUCUUUUAUACCUGAAUUAUGGCUGGCUGGCAGCAACAUUUGCAGUCAUUAGUGCGUCAGGUUGCUAAGAGAUAUGAAUGCAGUCGCAGUGCUCCAUUCAGUACUUUUAGUCAUGCAAAGGCAUUUUUGGUGUCUGGUAAUUUGGUAUAUGAGUUGAAUGACAGCUGGUGAUUCGCUCCACUGUUAAAUCAAAUAAUCAGGGCACCUAUGUUUAUUUGGACAUGAAAGCUGCUGCCAAAUCACUUGUUCCAGCACCAACUUUCUUGCACUUUACAGUAGCUGUUCGAGCCAUUUGUCGCUUCAUGCACGCUCAUAUUUCCACGAACACGCCACCAGAUGUACGAGCUCAUAUUUCCACCAACACGCCACCAGAUGUACGAACUGCCAACUAUCUCAUCAUUAUGCAUGCUAAGCGCGGUCACUUACAUCUUGCCCACCAAUGGUUUGCUCAAAUGCCUCACAAAAAUAUUUUUUCUUGGACAAUUCUCAUUUCAGCCUAUUCUCAACAUCGAAAGUUGGACCGAUGCUUUGGCUUGUUUUCCCAAAUGCUCUCCCAUCAUAGACCUAAUGAUUUUGCUUAUUCAAGCCUGCUGUCCGUGUGCGAUUACUGGCACGGCGUGCAAGUUCAUGGGCUUGCUUUGAGAACCAGUUUUGAUGCUUGGAUUUACGUAGCUAAUGCUCUGAUGGCAAUGUACUGGAAUAAUAGUUGCAACGCGGGUGUGGAGGCUUGGAGGGUGUUCGAGGCAAUGGACUUCCGCAAUCUUGUUACUUAUAAUUCCAUGAUUACAGGGCUCAGUAUGCACAAACAAGGCGAUAAAGCCAUGGAUUUGUUUAUAGGGAUGCACCAUAAUGGCAUUGAGUUUGAUCAUACUACUCUCUUAACUUUAGUUUCUUCACUAUGUGGAUCCAAUGAAGGCAGCAACAACGUUGCGGGGCUUAUAUGUUGUUUACAAUUGCAUUCUUUUGGCAUUAAAACGGGUUUGGCACUAGAUAUUGGGGUGGUGACUGCCCUAAUCAGAAGUUAUUCUAUUCUUGGAGGAGAGGUUGACGCUUGUCAUAAGUUGUUCUUGGAGACAAGUGGCAUGGAGCGUGACAUUGUGCUGUGGACUGAAAUUAUGAUGGCAUCUGCCGAAAGGGAACCUGAACAAACUCUGGUUCUUUUCAAACGGAUGCUUGGAGAGGAUCUAUUUCCGGAUUGUUACAUAUUUUCAGUAGUACUGAAAGCUUGUUCAAACCUGGUGGCGGAGAGGAAUGCCUCUGCUCUACACUGUCAAGUGAUUAAAGCAGGUUUUCUUAAUGUCCUAGAGCUUGGGAAUGCUUUAAUUCAUGCUUAUGCUAGAUCUGGUUCGAUAGAUAAUGCAGAGCAAGUUUUCUUUGAAAUGUCACUCAGGGAUAUUGUCUCUUGGAAUUCAGUGCUGAAGGCUUAUGCAGUGCAUGGGAAGGCUGAAGCAGCAUUGGAUUUCUUUAAACAGAUGGAUGUUGCGCCAGACGGAACAACUUUUGUUGCUCUGCUCUCAUCUUGCAGCCAUGCUGGAAUGGUGAAAGAAGGAACUAAGAUAUUUGAUACCAUGUACGAAAAAUAUGGCAUAACUCCUCAACUUGAUCAUUACGCUUGUAUGGUUGAUAUUCUAGGGCGGGCUGGACAUCUUUCAGAGGCUGAAAACAUCAUCAAGAAAAUGCCCAUGCAACCAGAUCAUGUUAUUUGGAGUGCUUUGCUAGCAGCAUGUCGGAAACACGGAGAAAAAAAGCUGGCCAACUUAGCAUCAUCAAAGUUAAAGGAAUUGGAUCCAGAAAAUUCACUGGGAUAUGUUUUGAUCUCAAAUAUAUAUUGCUCUGCUAACAGCUUCGAUGAAGCAGAUUCUGUAAGAAUGAAAAUGAAUAGAGAGGGAGUUAGAAAGGAACCUGGCUUGAGCUGGAUCGAAAUUAGGCAUAGAAUGCAUGAGUUUGCUUCCGGGGGCACACAACAUCCGCAGAUAAAAGCAAUACGUGCCAAUAUGGAGAAACUCUUGAGACAGUUGAAGAAAAUGGGGUAUGUUCCUGAGACAAGUUCAGUGUUAUUUGAUGUAGAAGAAGAGCAUAAAGAGGAGCAAGUGUAUCACCACAGUGAGAAGCUGGCCUUGGUUUUCUAUUUGAUGAAUGCUGCCGAUUCUAAUUCCCGUGGGAAUGUUAUUAAGAUAAUCAAGAACAUACGCAUUUGCUCAGACUGUCACAACUUUAUGAGAUUAGCUUCCAAACUCAUUGAGAAGGUAAUCAUUGUCAGAGACGCUAACAGAUUUCAUCAUUUUAAGGACGGAGCUUGCUCUUGCAAUGACUAUUGGUGACUGUAUUUUUCGGUAGUCCCACUGCAACGAAGUAUGAAGGUCCAUAGGACCGCAUGCCGCAGGGGUUGGAUUAAUUUAGAUAAUUUUUUUGCUCAAUUCAUUAUCUUCAGUUUUUUAAAAUCUUAGUUCAAACCUAGCCCAAUAAUUAUAAAACCCGCACUUUGCCGUGUAAUUGAGUUGGGUGUGUUGAUGUUAAAACUAUCUAUUGAA